Molecule: messenger RNA, 1932 nt
Organism: Empidonax traillii (willow flycatcher)
Lineage: Eukaryota; Metazoa; Chordata; Aves; Passeriformes; Tyrannidae
Gene: MTRF1
Product: mitochondrial translation release factor 1
Exons: 13
Coding region: 432-1826 (464 amino acids)
Biological process (GO): translational termination
Molecular function (GO): translation release factor activity
Source: RefSeq, a predicted model, not a curated record
AGAAGCGGCGACGGGAGGAGAGAGGAGCGGCGCCGGGGGGCUCACCAAGAUCCGCUUGAAGAGCUAGCUUGAAGAACAAGACACAAUAAAAAUCGAACCAUGAUCACAUUUAAUCAGAGGUUUUAAUGCAAGAACCAUUACUGGCUGGAGUAGAAGCUGAUUUGAUUUUACUUGGCCUACCCUAUUCUUUUAAAACCAAUUUUGAAGCAUGCCACGUUUGGGGAAAAUACAUGAAAUGACGUGUGUGUAAUUUGAUCUGACUCUUGCCAUUCCUCCCAAAGGUGUUGCUGAAGUCACAGUGUGUUACUGUGCAGCUCUGAGGAAGACAGUAAAACAGGCAUCCUGGCAAGCAAGGUGCAGUACUUCUGGGUUUGCUGCAUAUUGCUCUUUCUUCAUUGUGGACAAAUGAUGAAAGUAAACAGGCGAGAAUAAUGGGUGGUGGGAAAAUAAGAAACAAAAUGAAACCUUUCCAAAGGGUCUGUCUGUUCAAGAGCCUGCUUGUCAAUUGCUACUGUCACAGUCAGUUUCACAGCUGUCUUCUCCCUCCCGUUGCAAAGAAGAUAGGCUGUGUGGUGGGGCUGCACAAUCAUGGAUUUUGGAGGCCAGAGUCUUUAUUGGACACAGCUAGAUUCACUCUGUCUUUUAACAGUCGGCAUAGGAAAAUCCAUCAGGAUUCUCAAGCUUUGUGGAAGCAUGAGGCUGUGCAGAAGUAUCUGGAGACUUUAAGCAAGGAAUACCAGCAGGUUAGUCAUCUGUUAAAGGCAGACUCAUUGAAUGACUUUGAGCAAAGAACCCUGAGGAGAAGAUAUGCAGAUCUGUCCCCCAUUGCAGCUGCAUUUCAAGGAAUCAAAGAAGCUGAAAAAGAAGUUCAAGAGUUAGAAGCUAUGUGCAGAGAGCUAGACAGGAGAGAUGAGAAACAACUUCUAGAGCUUGCCUUAGAAGAGAAGGAAACUCUGGAUGAAAAAAUGAACCUGUUGUGCAGAAAGCUUUUCCAGCUUCUAGUGCCAAAGGAUAAAUAUGAUAGAAGUCCUGUCAUAUUGGAAGUGACAGCUGGCAGAACAACUGGAGGAGACAUCUGCCAACAGUUCACUAAAGAAAUGUUUGAGAUGUACCAGAACUAUGCAGACUACAAACGUUGGACCUUUGACAUUGUGAACUAUACGCCAGCUGAGAUAGGAGGGUUGCAUCAUGCUGCUGCUCAUAUUUCAGGAGAGGAUGUCUACAGGCAUCUGAAAUAUGAAGGAGGGACUCAUCGAGUCCAGCGAAUCCCCGAGACGGGCAUGUCGUCAAGAAUGCAGCGUAUCCACACUGGGACAAUGUCAGUUAUUGUCCUCCCUCAGCCAGAGGAGGUUGAUAUUAAAGUGGAUCCCAAAGAUUUGCGUAUAGAUACAUUCAGGGCCAAAGGAGCAGGAGGGCAACACGUUAACAAAACCGAUAGUGCUGUGAGAAUUGUACACCUUCCCACAGGACUGGCAGUGGAGUGCCAGCAGGAGCGGUCACAGCAGCUGAACAAGGAAAUAGCUCUGCGGACACUGAGAGCUAAGCUGUACCAGCAGAUCAUUGAAAAACAACUAAGUCAAGAGCAGAGUGCCAGAAAACUGCAGUUGGGAACAAGAGCCCAGUCAGAGAGAAUUCGUACUUAUAACUUCACCCAGGACAGAGUCACCGACCACAGGAUCUCAUAUGAGGCACGAAAUAUCAAGGAAGUUCUAUAUGGGAAAGAAGCCCUGGAUAAGCUAAUCAACAGACUACUGGAGUUUGCAGAGAUAGAGGCUGUCACCGAAUAUCUAGAAAAUCUGCAGGCUUCUGAAGGAGGAGGCUGCUGACACCCACGUGUAGAGUUAAACCAAAAAUGUUGUGUUUGGUAGCAAAAUAAAACAGAUGUGUUUGUUGGGUGAGGUGUUGAUUAAAAUCUAUUCUUCUGUUUCUCAA